Coffea eugenioides is the source of this 2345-nucleotide messenger RNA. RefSeq lists its product as uncharacterized. Gene Ontology annotation, molecular function: protein heterodimerization activity. The transcript has 7 exons. Bases 81 to 1964 code for a protein of 627 amino acids. The record is from RefSeq and is a predicted model, not a curated record. Lineage: Eukaryota; Viridiplantae; Streptophyta; Magnoliopsida; Gentianales; Rubiaceae.
CCCGACCGCAAAAUUCACCCGUCAUUGCUCUUCCGAGUCAUCACUCUCCAUCUUCCUCACACACAGACAGAUACGCACACAUGGCUUUGCUGGGAGACGACGGCAGAGGCUACGAGCUAGCUCGGAAGCUGGAGAGCCACGGCGUAUGGCGCACGUGGCUCGGCGACUCCCUCCACUCCAGCUUCGUUCACUUCCUCGCUUCUCCUUCGGCUUGGGAAGCCUUCAUGCGAGCUGACUAUGCCGCCGACUCCUCAACCUCCUCCUCGUCCUCCGCCACCACCGCCGUCGAUUCGCUUAAAACUAGGGCGCUGCUACACCUCCAGCUCCGAGCACGAGCUCUCCUUUUCGAUAAAGCCUCAAUUUCUCUCUUCCUCCGAUCUCCUAAUAAUAAUCCUCAGUUAUUAUCACCUUCAUCGUCCUCGAAUGCAAUCUCGAAACUGAAUCCAAAUUAUUUGCAGUUGCACGGUGAUGAUGUGUAUUUCACUUUGGAGGAAGCUGCUCAACGGUCGGAUAGUGUUCUUGCUUCUUCUGCAAAUGCGACGGCAUCAAAGAGCAAAUCAUCUUUUGGUGUUGGAUCGAGGCACACUGAAUCAGAAAUUGGUUCUUUGCCCCAAAGGUUCAAGUUCGAUGAAUUACCUGAAACAUGGUAUGCUCAGUUUUUUGAGAAGUAUAGAGCAAGUAAAUCAUACAGACUAUCCUUCGGAGAUCAGGAAACAGAAAAAAGGACUCCUGAACAUAUGUAUAAUUAUCUUAGGGUUGCGGAAAAUCACAAGAGAAAGAGAGUUGCUUUCAAGGUAGAUCAGAACAUUGGUGUUGGCAAUUCCAUGUUAGACAGCGGGUCAAACAUGCUGUUAACCUCAAUAGUGGAGGACAACAAUGCACUUGAUGAUGAAGCACCGUUUUUCCCUGAAACUAUGUUUAGUAUGAAUUGUGUUCCAGAUAGUGCUGUCUUGCAGAAACAUAGAGUUUCACUGAACGUAAAAGUGGAGUUCAAUGGGAUUCUAGACACCUUACCUCAGAUCGUUACCAAGAGUCCUAUCAUGAUUGAAAGGCUAGGUAUCAGACCAGAAUACCUAAGUAUGGAUCCAAAAGGAAAUCAAAAUCGUGGAAAGAUUGGUUAUGAUGGGCGUGGGAAACUUCUGGGUCAGGAGCAAGCAUCACAGCUAUCACAGAAAGUGAUAGCUCGUUUCCUAUCUAAAGUUGGUUUUGAAGGUUCCUCAGAAGUGCCACUGGAAGUUUUGUCUCAGUUAUUAAGUAGUCAUGUAUGCAAAUUAGGUCGUACAUUAAAGCUACUUGCUGAUAGCUACAGAAAGCAAUGCUCAGUCAUGGAGUUGUUAAAGAUGUUCCUUCACACAACUGGAUAUAGUAAUCUUGUGGUACUGUCUGAGCUUGUGAAGGAUGCUACCAGGAAUCCUGUACCGCAGACUCAGCAACAAGUACAGGGAUAUCAGUUGCAAUUGCAAUCACAGAACCAAGGACCCAUCCGGCCAUCGCAGCAGAUUCCAAGGCAAAUGCUUCCUCAGCUUCAACAGAUGAUUAAUUCCCAGAAUCUGGCUUUUCAGCAGCAUCAACAAUGGGAGAGAAUGAGAAGACGACAGCAGUCAACACCUCGUCCUGGUAUGAACAUGAAUAUAAAUAUGGACAAGGAUAGGCCUAUGGUGGAAGUCAAGGUUGAAAAUCCAUCUGAUUUCCCAAUGGACAAUAAUACCUUUGCCACAAUCGAUUCCCGGCAUUCCCAGCUGCAGCCAUUUCGUCAGCAACAAAUCGCUGCUAUGACAUCUUUCCAAACUAGCAAUCAGUUCAGGCCCAUGUCUUCGCCUCAAAUUCCUCAAAUGCAGUCCCCGAACAUGGGGAUGGCUAGGGCUCCUCCUGUAAAGGUUGAAGGCUUUCAAGAAUUGAUGGGUGGGGAUGCUACACUUAAACAUGAUUCGGAAGAAAACAAACUAACAUCACCGGCCAAAUAGUAUAGCUUUGAGUUUAAUACCUUCCGGCAUAGAAGUGAUCAACCUAACUGUCUGGGCCACCGAGUUUCUUGUGUAUGACCCAUUUUAUACUCACUUCUGCACAAUUCUAUUCCCAGCUGCUUGGUCAGGCCUCCUCCUGUAAAGAUUAAAGGAUUCCAAGAAUUGAUGGGUAGGGAUACCGCACUGAAGCCUGAUUUCAAGGAAAAUGAGUUAACUUUGCAUGCCUCAUAGGAUAAUUCAGUUAAAUACCUUCUUGUACAGAUGUAAAGGUACCAUUCUUUGAUAAGUUUUCCUACUCUUUUAGUUCUAUAGCAUAAUCCUACAUAAAUAUUAGUGUUUGUUGUAGAAUGCCAAUUUUGUAAAAAGAUUUUACAGAUGAAA